CCACCUGUUGGCUUCCCCUGACUUUGCAAGUUAUCAGACCAUAGAGGAUCCGACACAAGGUGUGUGCUAACCUUGAUCAAUUAUUGAACGCCUUCAUAUCAUUUUACAGUCUGUCCAUUUUAGCUGUUACCAUGACACAGGCACAUCUAUUAUUGAGUGUUUGGGAGCGUAAAAGUUGCACUCAAGAGUGUUUUUUUCAGUCCUUGGAGGAUUCUUGUGUUGGAUAAAUGAUUGAACCACCAAUGACUUGGGCUGAAAGGGCCCCUUUUCUGAAUGGGAAGUGAUGUGUAUAAGUGUGUUCUUGGACUUUGAUGGAUGGGCCAAAGCUGAAAGAAAUGAGUGGUAAAACUGUCCGGUUCAGAGUCGCGUCUGCCAACAGUGGCCGUGUGCUGGCCGAGGUGUUCAAGGAUGAAAGGACCUGGUGCAGCUCGGUUUCAGACUCUGCAGACUCGGAUGGCACCGGCAGCACAGAGGCAGAGCAGGGAGGUCUGCCUCCGACCAGUGAGGCUAACAGGCACCUGAACGGCCUGGAUGCUGCCAUGGACGAAAACAACGGUGAGUCAGACAACCUGCUUCUGUAUGCCAGUGCCAAGAGGGAGAUGCUGUUCAGCAACAAGAGGGUCAAUAUCUGCAGUAAGAAUGGGACCAUCCGAGGGGUGAGGAACAAAGUGAGCGCAGGUCAAGUUCUUUUCAACAACCUCUCUAAUAUGUACUCUGGUCGUCAUCAGAGGAGGAGGCCCUGGGAAAAAGAGUGAUGAUUCAUGUCCCCCUAAAACACCUUUGACACUUCUUAAGAGACUUAUCAGACUUAUCUGAUGCCAAGAAAGGAGCCACUUUUGAGUUAUUAUUGUGGAAUGUAAAUUUUUAAACAAGAUAAGAGAAAUCAGCAGAAUCAACUUUAAAAGAAAGUACAUCAGUUUUCAACUCUAAGGUCUGUCUGGUUUUCAUCAGUUUUUGCUUUCCUACAUAAAUGUCCAGGAUGACAUGCAUACUAUCUGUUUAUUAGCAACUGAAAGCUAAAAUGGGAAAUCUGUAAGGGAAUAAAAACAGAAAAACAAAGUAAACCCCCAGUUGCUUUAUAGAGAAACUUUGGGUUAUUCUUUUUCCCAACAUUUCAGGCAGCUGGGCUCAUGUUUGACUUUAUAUCUCCAUCUCUCCUCCACAGCUCUUCAACAGUUGGCAUCAGGUGUUUGUACUGAUGUUUUUUUGUGGCUCUGUGCACCAUGACAAAACUUCUCUCAUUUGGUCUCAUAUGUACAGAGGAUAUUUUUCCUGCUUAAUUUUCACCAGUCUUUAAAAAAAAAAAACAAAAAAAAACAUUAAUAUUCUUCUUUUCUGUAGAAUUAAGGAGUUCGAUUUUUUGUAGAAGUCAGCCGAAGCAUAUCCAGAUACAUGGCCUGUGCUCUCCAGAUCAGCACAAUGACUACAUUUCUGGAUAGAUAGAGAUGUUGACACUGGUAAUGAGGAAAUGUGUUUAGCAGCACCUAAUUACAAGUUUCCCUCCUAAAAACCUAUGGAAGUAUUGAGGAUGUAUGUUAAUUUAUGUUCCAAAUGUAUUGGUUAAAAUCCUCAGAUACAAAGAAAUUCUUGAUACUUUUAAUCAGAGUAAUAAAAGUAUUCUUUUCUCAAAUAAAUCUUAACCUUAUACAUCUAACAAUCAAACAGUGAGAAAACAUUUUAUGCUUUCAAUGGGCUUUAAUGGUUUUUCACUAAUAAACCAUACAUUAAUAUUGACAUAUAUUAAUAUUGAUAAUUGACAGCUGUGUUUUGUUCACUGAUGUUUCAUUGGACUAAUGCUAGAACCUCUUUAAAGGUGUAAUUUGUUUUAAUACACUCUAAUCUAUAGAUGAAAAGGAAGAAUUGUUUUUCUUUUAUGAAUUCUCUUCAUCUUUAUGAUGCUAUGUACAUAUAUUCAUACCCGAAAAGGAUUGAGAGAUAAACAGAUAUUCCAGUAAUCACCAUCUCCACUACCUGAAGAGUCAUUAUAUUGGUCAUAAUAUUAAUAUUGCUAAAUAAUAACUCAACAUAUAUUAUUUUCUGGAAGUUGAACAAUGUAUCCACAUAUUUUGAGUGAUAUGAAUAUUUCAUAAAAGUUGUUAUUUCCAAAGACUUUUAAACCUUUUAAAACUUUUGUUUCAUUCGGUUAUUUUUUAAAUGUAUCUAAAUUCUUCUCAAGGCUUUUCACUCAGCAAACAGCUCCGACGUAUAACAAGUUGCAUUUAUCAAAUCAGUUUGAUCUGAUGCAGAGGCUUUUAAUAAAAAAAACAGAAGGCCUUUUUUGUAUUUUACUGUGCUCUUUUGUAAAAUGUGACCAGGGGGUCAUGAGACUUUGUCAUACAGGAUCUAGUUGAUCUGUGAAAUGAUUUUAUAAACAUUUUGUAAUCAUGCUGGAUAAAUGUAAAAAUGUAUUUUAGAUUGCUUAGAGUUUCCACUGGUUUAGUUAGGUGAUUUAUUUUCCAAAACACACAUUAAGUUCAUGUAAACCGAUGUUGUCAAAAGGUCUGUUUUAGAAAUGCAUUGUUUGAAUGAGUAAUUACAAUUAAAAUUUGGUAUAAAAAA
Messenger RNA from Cyprinodon tularosa, 2559 nucleotides. It is a transcript of the gene grxcr1b, whose product is annotated as glutaredoxin and cysteine rich domain containing 1 b. The record is from RefSeq and is a predicted model, not a curated record. The transcript is spliced from 2 exons. The coding region runs from base 312 to 755 and encodes 147 amino acids. Gene Ontology annotation, biological process: sensory perception of sound. NCBI's taxonomy places the organism in Eukaryota, Metazoa, Chordata, Actinopteri, Cyprinodontiformes, Cyprinodontidae.